Molecule: messenger RNA, 961 nt
Organism: Chelmon rostratus (copperband butterflyfish)
Lineage: Eukaryota; Metazoa; Chordata; Actinopteri; Chaetodontiformes; Chaetodontidae
Exons: 4
Coding region: 30-770 (246 amino acids)
Biological process (GO): immune response
Cellular component (GO): membrane
Molecular function (GO): tumor necrosis factor receptor binding
Source: RefSeq, a predicted model, not a curated record
ACAGUCUCGCAGAGAUCAGACCUGUUGCUAUGGGACAGAAUCGAAUGGCAAGCACUCUGCCAGCUGAAGCUGCCUGUGGGAAUUCAGUGACAGACAUGGGCCCGGACGAGUCUGUGCUCAUCCUUAUCAAACACUGCCGCGACAUGAAGCAACAGGAGACGCGCCUCAGACUCAUCACUCUGCUUCUGCUGCUCACCUGUAUGGCGUUGUUCAUUUUCAACACUGGUGUAGGUUUAAGGCAACGUGAAAGCACUGGAGCCAGCGGACAAGAGAGCGCAGCUGAGCAAAGUCUAGACUACGCCAAGGAAGAAAAAGUGUGUGCAACAGGUACUCCUCCAACAAACCUAAAACAGCACAUUAAUCUCAGGUCUGUCGCUACAGACAACAAGGGCGAUGGAGUAUACAUCAAAUGGGAUGUCAUGUUGGGUGAAAGAUAUGACCCGGAGAAACGUGCCAUUGUGAUUCUUGAGACAGGCGUCUAUUUUGUGUAUUUGAGGAUUGCUUUAAACUGCCUUGGAGGGGACAGAGACGGAAACUUCAAGAGGUUCUAUGUACAGCUGCACACCUGGAACAAAGGGUACAACAAGACCGUAACCCUGACGGAGGCCUGGGACAGCAUAGCAUGCACUCCACAGGGGUCCCGGAGUUUCUUUGUGGGGCAGCUUUUUGAGUUGUUGAAGGAUGAUCAUGUAAGUGUGUGGAUUGGAGUGGGCUACGAACACAUCACAAAGUCAUCAUUUGGUGCUUAUCUUAUAGAGAAUAGGCCUUGAUGCCUUUCUGUGUAUGUGCUCAUUGUCUUAAUAAUAUAAUAAUAUCCUAACUAUGAAGGUCUCAGAAUUAGUAAAUGGGUGCCAAAAUGUCUCAGAUUUUUCCUUGGAUUUGUGACUAAUCUGAAUAUAUAAAGUAUAUAAUGUAUACACACUUGAGUUUUGUUUUCAGUAAUAUUUUACUGAUACACCAU